GAUCGCUGGCAAACAAGAAGAGACGACCGGGGGAGACGGAGCAGAAGAAGAAGGACACGACUGAAUAAGAAGAGAGGCAGAUAGAAAGAAACAAGAAGAAGAGAGGAAAAGCAAAGCAUCAUGGAUGUUCUGAAGAAGGGAUUCUCCAUAGCAAAGGAUGGAGUGGUGGCCGCUGCCGAGAAGACGAAGGCUGGUGUGGAGGAGGCCGCCGCCAAGACCAAGGAGGGGGUCAUCUAUGUCGGAAACAAGACAAUGGAGGGAGUGGUGACGAGUGUUAACACAGUUGCCCAGAAGACGACCGACCAGGCCAACAUCGUCGCCGACACCGCGGUUUCCGGGGCCAACGAGGUUGCCCAGGCAGCGGUGGAGGGGGUGGAGAAUGCAGCUGUGGCGAGCGGAUUUGUCAGCACGGAGGAGGCGGGACCAGUGGCUGAGGAGACUGACCUUCCAAAAACCGAAGCAGGAGGCGAACAGACUGAACAGGCUGCACAGUAGACUCUGCAGCGACAGAGGAACGAGAGAAGAAACAUCCCAUUUUAGCCUUCGCUCACCCCUUUGACCUCUGACCCUGUGUGUAACUUAAUCUCAUUAACCAAUAGAAACCCUCGUCCUCAUCUUCCCUCCUGUUGCCAUGGUUACACUGCCUCUACAUCAUACCCAUCACUCACAUGCUGAUGUCAGUUUUUAACAUCCAAAGAUCAACUUAAUCAAGGUGUAUGCAUCCACGCUCUCAGCUGAUUGGUCGGUGUAGGAUGACAUCACCUGGGCUAGUGUUCACAUCUGAUGUGUCCUAUGAAACACCCCCCCUUACUGUCAAUCACUAGGCUGACUCCGCCCCUGACAGACACACAUCUGAAGCCUUUUAAAUGCAUGUAGCUUUACUGACGCACUUAAAAUACUGGAAAACACACACACACACACUCACACACACACACUCACACACACACACACACACACACACAGACACAGACACAGACACACACAGUCACACACACACACACACACAGUCAGUUGCUGGUAAUAACUGAGCUUCAGAGCCGAUUUCUUCUUUUAUAAAACAGAAGUGAAAUAAAGGAGAGUUUGAAAUCCGC
This is a messenger RNA of Toxotes jaculatrix (banded archerfish), 1091 nucleotides long. RefSeq names its product synuclein, gamma a (gene sncga). Bases 121 to 495 code for a protein of 124 amino acids. Gene Ontology annotation, biological process: synapse organization; chemical synaptic transmission; synaptic vesicle endocytosis. The transcript has 6 exons. Gene Ontology annotation, molecular function: cuprous ion binding. Gene Ontology annotation, cellular component: cytoplasm; axon terminus; neuronal cell body. The record is from RefSeq and is a predicted model, not a curated record. Lineage: Eukaryota; Metazoa; Chordata; Actinopteri; Toxotidae.